CACGCUGCUGUUUUCGUGGUGGCCGCUUCGGAUGGGUACCUUCCGAGCCCUCGUUGGCUUCCUCGCCCUGAUAGGAGCCAAAAGGGUCCUUUCGUUUGUACCAGGUGGUCAACUCAACGUCGCGAGGUUUUCGAGGAGUAUCGACGGGUUAUCGUGGGCGACCACGCGAUGUAGUGGUGCCAGACCACUCGCAGCGAGUGUUCCCAACGGGGUUGGAGAGGGCAAGCGCGUGGGGUUUGCCUCAGGAUCGGAGGACGAGGAGGAAGAGGAAGAGGAGGGGGCGGACGGAGAGACGAAAGCGAAGCUGCAGACGGUGAAUGCGCGCCUUCUUGCGCAGAUCGAAGAACAGGGCAAAGGGAUCGUCAUCCCAACAGAGGAAAGCAAGAAGAUCAAGCGAAAAGAGGAGGACUUGAACGGAGUCAAUCCAUUCUACGCGAUUCUGGGUGCUGGGGGCGCCGCGGCAAUGUCUUUCGGGUCCUGGAAGGCGACGCUCUGGCUAGCCCAGGCGUACUACAGCAAGCCCGCGGAAGAGAGCGAUAUUCUAGCUGUGGCUCGCAUGACAUCGUUCAUCAAACAGGCGGUGGUGGGGCUUUUCGCUCUUGGCGCUGGCAUCUUCGGCGUCACGGCUCUGGGGAUGGGCGUAAUGGCGGCGAUUGUUGCGGUGGGCGUGGCCAAGGGCGAGCUGGACCCUUCGCCAGAGGCAAGCGGGUCAAAGAAAGCGGCACCCGGUGCUUCCGAAGAAGAGAAGGAGCUUCUCAUGCUCCAACAAGCGGACGAGAGCCUUAGAAAGGCUCAGGAGGAAAUCGAACGAAACGUCGGGAAACUGUAGAGCAGCCCUGCCUGUGCCUGGGUAUGCACUGCUGCAGCGGUCAGCUCCAGGUUGUUGUGCUUGGACGCGCUUGUCACUGUUGUAGGUCUGGGGCGGGGUUGUAACUGCGGCAGGAAUUGGGAGUACAUUUUGUUCUUGCUGC
Molecule: messenger RNA, 971 nt
Organism: Ectocarpus siliculosus
Lineage: Eukaryota; Phaeophyceae; Ectocarpales; Ectocarpaceae
Source: the annotation of a GenBank genome assembly